AUGAAUCUCCUAUUUAAAUUCGUAGAUACGAUGCAGGAUGAAUGGAAACUGGGACACGCGGGACGCAUAGGUUACUUAGACGCCAUUGCAGAAUUAGCGGAUUUCAGAAAAGUAAAUGGCGCAUCAGAAACAGAAUGGAGAAGGCUGUCCACAGCAGAAAUGUACUUAAAAAGGGCGCGAAAAACCGUUUCAAAGAUGAUGAGGUUGCAAUGGACCAGCGAACUCGAUAUUGACGCUUUAGAAGCCAAGGGGCACUGGGCCACCAUGGAAGAGCUUUUAGAGGUGGUGGGGCGUUACUUGCCGCGCUAUGAGAGCGUGCUUAAAGCAUGCAGGGAUAAACCAGAUACUGUUUCGCCACUGGAAUUAUCGUUUGCUACCAAAUUUCUGGCCGUCUAUUUGUUUAUCAAGGUUAAAGGCUCACGCCCGAUGACAUACCAAUAUCUAACCGUAGAAAUGGUCGACAAAGCUAAGACUAACGGCGGAUUCAUAGACCAAAAACAAUUCAAGACGGCUGGAAAGUAUGGUUUUGAUUCCCUUUUCCUGACAGACACUAGUAUGCAAGUCCUGGAAGGCUACAUCAACCACAUUCGCCCACUUCUCAAGCCUAAUUGUGAUUAUGUUUUAGCCACGAGAAAUGGUCGACAACAUAACAAGCUAGGAGAAGCAAUGAGUAAAUUGGUGUUCGAUGCAACAGGCAAGUAUGUCACCCAACUCGUUACUGCCAAAUAGUGGAGACGGCAAGCUCUAGAACUCUCAGCAGCAGAGUGCAGGAUGCGAUCUCCGAGGACCAGAAACACAGCUCUGUUGUGGCAAGAGUUCACUAUCAAAAACGGCGAUCUCGCAAAGUCGCCAGCAAAGCACAUACAUUUUUGGAAAGACUACAGGGCGAGAGGGGAUCAGAGCUAGAGAUGGACGUACGCUCUAGGCUGUCUGAGAAUUCAAGUUCUUCACAAGAACAAGAUGUUGGCAAAACCGAUACGUCUUCUAAUGACGAAGAAGACGUAAUCACAGAUACAACACGCGAGCCUUUAGUAGGAGUGCCAAAAUUGAGGGGCGAAAAUGCGUUCAGAGUGACCGAAACAAGCACGCGAUGGAAGAGUUUAAUGUUCACCCCCGAGGAAGACAAAUUUCUCAAAGCUGGACUUAAACGGUACGGAUUUGGGCAAUGGAAAGCGAUUCUAACAGACCCCGACUUUCAGUUCCAAAAGGGAAGAACGGCUAACUCUCUUCUGAGCCGAGCCGCUCGAAGAUUUGGAUCAUAUUCAACAUCGAUGCAGCGUUAA
Porites evermanni is the source of this 1283-nucleotide messenger RNA. The record is from the annotation of a GenBank genome assembly. NCBI's taxonomy places the organism in Eukaryota, Metazoa, Cnidaria, Anthozoa, Scleractinia, Poritidae.